AUGGAUUUGACUCACGGAGUGGUAGGCCUGGCAGAGCACAAGCUGAGUGGUAUCGGGAAGAGCUGCAGUAGGCUGGUUCUUGUCGAGUGCGCCGUCCUCAGUGGCAGCAGUGCUGUUGGCUCGCACAUCAAUGGUGGCAUUGCCGUUGCCACUGACAGCCUGGUUAAGGCUGAGGUAGGUGGUCUUGUAGCCGAUGUCAAUCUGGGCCAGGCGGGUUUGGAGCUUGGGUGCGAUGUCGGUACUGUUGGUGGACUCGGCCAGGGCGGGAAGGGCCAUGCAGGCGGCGACGAGGAAGUUCUUUAG
This is a messenger RNA of Penicillium brevicompactum, 303 nucleotides long. RefSeq lists its product as uncharacterized. The coding region runs from base 1 to 303 and encodes 100 amino acids. The transcript is spliced from 2 exons. NCBI's taxonomy places the organism in Eukaryota, Fungi, Ascomycota, Eurotiomycetes, Eurotiales, Aspergillaceae. The record is from RefSeq and is a predicted model, not a curated record.